AUGGUAUCAGCAUCCGUCACACCACUUCCUCCGAGACGUGAGCGCCCACGACCUCCGCCACCGGCAGUGGUGGAAGCAGAGCAACAAUGGAUCUUUGCGGAGGAUGAGUUGCUCCAGGCGCCGUCGAUAGUGGAGGGCAUGGCCCCAGAGGAAGAGCGCACACUGCGGAGAAAGGGCGUCAACUUUAUUUUACAGGUGGGCAUGAUGCUCAAAUUACCACAAACCACUCUCAGCACAGCCGCCGUCUUCUUCAACCGGUACUUGAUGAGGAACAGCUUGAAGUCUAAGCCUGGCUACAAACCGCUGCAUCAUUACCAAGUUGCUGCGACUGCCUUAUUUUUAGCCACAAAAGUCGAAGAGAACUGCCGCAAGAUGAAAGAGCUGGUUGUAGCAUGUGUCCGAGUCGCGCUCAAAGACCCCAAUAAGCUCGUCGAUGAGCAGACAAAAGACUUCUGGAAAUGGCGCGACACAAUCUUAUACAGCGAAGACGUACUUUUGGAAAGCUUGUGCUUCGAUCUCAACGUCGAAUCACCGUACAAGACCAUGUAUGACAUGAUGAAGUACUACGGCGUCGAGCACAACAAGAAACUACGCAAUUCUGCAUGGUCUUUCUUGGCCGACUCUGCUCUUACGCAGAUGUGUCUUCUGUUUGACUCGCGAACCAUCGCUGCAGCAUCUCUAUACGCCGGCGCUCGUAUGGCUGAAGUCAAUCUUGAAGACGAUGAUGGCAAGCCAUGGUGGGAAAUCCAGCACGUCAAGCUGCGCGACAUUAGAAAAGCCUGCAACCUGAUGGCGGACAUAUAUGAGAAGUCGCCGGAUAAGGACGAAGAUGCAAAUAAGUACUCUGGACUCAGAACACCUGAAGAUGGCAUUGACUUUGGCGAUACGCCGAGAAGCAUGGAAGGCAUACAAAUGACAGGUCAAGAGCCGAGUCAGAGUCAGCCAACCGCGAACGGGACCGGUAACGCGACAGAGAGGGGCAGUGAAGAGGGCGAAUUAGACGGCUAG
This is a messenger RNA of Ascochyta rabiei, 1008 nucleotides long. RefSeq lists its product as uncharacterized. Gene Ontology annotation, molecular function: cyclin-dependent protein serine/threonine kinase activator activity. The coding region runs from base 1 to 1008 and encodes 335 amino acids. The transcript is spliced from 2 exons. NCBI's taxonomy places the organism in Eukaryota, Fungi, Ascomycota, Dothideomycetes, Pleosporales, Didymellaceae. The record is from RefSeq and is a predicted model, not a curated record. Gene Ontology annotation, biological process: regulation of transcription by RNA polymerase II; positive regulation of DNA-templated transcription, elongation. Gene Ontology annotation, cellular component: nucleus; cyclin/CDK positive transcription elongation factor complex.